Talaromyces proteolyticus is the source of this 2765-nucleotide messenger RNA. Its product is annotated as palmitoyltransferase SidR. NCBI's taxonomy places the organism in Eukaryota, Fungi, Ascomycota, Eurotiomycetes, Eurotiales, Trichocomaceae. Gene Ontology annotation, cellular component: Golgi membrane. Gene Ontology annotation, molecular function: palmitoyltransferase activity; protein binding. The coding region runs from base 300 to 2495 and encodes 731 amino acids. Gene Ontology annotation, biological process: protein palmitoylation. The record is from RefSeq and is a predicted model, not a curated record. The transcript is spliced from 6 exons.
AUGAUGUCUAUGUAAUCUAGGCAGAUACGCUUCGCAAAAACACCAGCUUCCAGUAUUCUCACGACAUGCACCUUUAACAGGGCAAAAACAGAAAAGGACAAUACGAGGAGAAUACCGCGCGUGAUAUUCGCUCUGUCUUUCCUUUCCUUUUUGCAUACUAUGCUUGAUGCUCGAAUGAUUUGUUGAUCGCGCAUUUUUUGAAUUCAAACCAAGGACUCUUCGCCUUAAGCGUCACCACAAUCUGCUCCUAACUUCGUUCCAUUUGAUUUUAAUCACAAAAACCAUAUUACGCAUCGACAAUGGCUUCUUCACCUUCGAACGAACCGCAUCAGAAUGGCCCUCUGUCAAACUCCGCCGUGCAAGUAGGCGCUAUUGGGAAAUCGUCCGCCGCGCCUCCACAACCUACCACCGAUGGCGUGGAAAUGAAGAAUAUGGCAGCGGGUGGAGAAGCGAACAGGUCAUUGCUGCCAGUUGAAGAGGAUAUCAUGCAGCUUGCUCGACUGGGUGAGAUUGGUGCAAUGCAAAAGUUAUUUGACACAAAAAAGUACAGCGCCAAAUAUAAGGAUGAGGAAGGCAUUACGCCUUUACACUGGGCUGCAAUAAACAAUCAAUAUGCCAUGUGCCGCUUCCUCCUCGACUCCGGCGCCGAUGUCAACGCCAAAGGGGGUGAAUCUGUCGCUACACCGGCUAUGUGGGCUGCACAACGAUGCCAUUACUACAUCGUAGACUUGUUACUACAGCGCGGUGCUGAUCCUCUUUUGACGGAUGCCCAGGGUUACAAUAUUUUACACCUGGCUACAAUUGAUGGAAAUGCAUUCCUGGUGAUUCUCCUACUCCACCAGGGAAUUCCAGUUGACGUUACAGACCCCCAGGGUCAUACUGGCUUAAUGUGGGCAGCAUACAAGGGACUGCCUGUUUGCGUCGAUAUGUUUUUGCGAUGGGGAGCUAAUGUGAAUGCAAUCGACGAGGGUGGUCUCACCCCGUUACACUGGGCUUUGGUGAAAGGAUCGUAUUUGUGCAUUGAAAAGAUACUUGAGUACGGUGCAGAUCGGACCGCAAAGACGAGAGAUGGCAAAUCCCCAGCGACAGUGGCUAGCGAAAUGAGAUCAACCAGAGCCUGGCAUCGGGCUUUGAAUGACUGCGGCUACGACCAGAAAGGCAAUUUGAAGACUCUUCCUAUGGGCAUGACUGUAUUCUUGCACAGCAAGAGCCUAUUGACCAAAUACUUCUUCUUGUGGCCUUUCAUCUCCAUUUUUCUAGCGAUCUGGGUUAUUAGCAAAUUCGCUAUAUAUAUCGGGUUGCCAUUGGCAGUGGUGCUUGUCUUCGGCAUGCAGUAUCUGGCCCAAAUAGUUGCUAAUCAUGGACCGGGCGAGUUUCGUGUUCUUCAAAAAACGCCUUUUCUUGCGGGAGUGUUUGCAGGCAGCCUGUUCUGGGUGGGAGCAAUAUAUCUUCUGCGAGUUGUGUCCGUGACCUGGGGCUCAUAUCCGAUUUCGAAUGUCUUUUUUGUCGUAUUCUACACACUAACAACAUACUUCUACAUCUUUUCAAUGGGCGGAGACCCCGGCUACAUUCCCAAUAUCGGUAGCAGGAAUCAACAAAGAGAGGUUAUUAGAGAUCUGUUUGAUAACUGGAAAUUUAACGAAGAGCAUUUCUGCAUUCAUUGCAUGAUUCGAAAGCCAUUACGAAGCAAGCACUGUCGUCGGUGUUCCCGAUGCGUGGCAAAACAUGAUCACCACUGUCCAUGGAUUUUUAACUGUGUUGGAGCGAAUAACUUACGCCAUUUUGUGAUAUACGUCGUGAGUCUGGAGAUUGGUAUUUUGCUAUUCAUUAGACUUGUUAUCGGCUAUAUUGAACUCCUCCCUCCCCCAGAAACUUUGCAAUGCAAUGUCAUCAACGACAACUUGUGCAGCAUAGUCUCUAAAGACAGCUUCACCCUAAUUCUUACUGUGUGGGCUACCCUUCAAUUGAUCUGGGUCACAAUGCUAGGCUCCGUGCAAAUGGUCCAAAUCUCGCGGAAUCAAACCACGUACGAAAACAUGAGAGGCCAUACAAUGAACGAUUCGCAUUCUGCCUCUCAGGCAAUUACGUCUGCCCUUGUUGCGGGAACCACAUCUACCUCGGCUGCUGGACUGACGAGUGCCGGGCAUGGUCCAAAUCCUGAGAUUCCAAGCGCACCAACCCAUAACCAUCGUCGUCGUGGAUUUCUUGGGCAGUGGCAAACUCUGUUGGGACUGGAUACUUUCUUUGCUACCGCGCAAGGCCGCUCUACUAAGAAGAAAAACCCGUUCUCCCGUGGCUUCGUCACCAACUGUCGAGACUUCUGGUUCGAUGCGGCCCCAUUUUUCAAGAAACGGGAGCCCGGAUCUGGAAUGCUUGAUGGCGAGGCUGUUAACUACUACACCAUGUACGAACCCCCGUUGAGACUGCACGGUAGGAGUGGUUCCAGCGGCGCUUAUAUGAGUGUCGCUGGGGAGGAUCCUGAGCGGGGAGAAUAGCCGCUUUGAAAAGUUAUCAUCUGACGCUGGUUUUGGAAGCUUUUCGGUCGUCAAUUGCAAAUGAUUGCAUAUACAUACAUCUACAUAUAUAUAUAUUUCCAUAGGAACGAGUUUUUUUCAUCGAGCGUUCUACCGAAAUGAUGGAGUUACUUCUGGCAUACAUAGAUGGUGGGGUGUGUUAGAGAGGUGUCGUAACCGAAUGGCAUUGAUAUAUCUUUUGUACUUAUCUCCUGCAGGAGGUCAUAAUGUCAAAUACUUGUUAUAUUGAUG